UCACAUAUCCAAAUUUGGACUUGUAGCAGUUUCCAAAGAAGAAGAAAAAUGCGUGAGAAAACUUACAACUCUUUCGCUGCAGCUUUCUUGAUCAUCCUCUCUACUAUGUUUCUUGUGAACCAUAAGUUAGGAGGACUUGGAGUUGAAGCCGCUCAUAGCUGCUUCCGCAGCGCAGACUGUGCAUCUGAAUGUCCAAGAGACGGAAUUUGCACUGAUUUUCAAUGUAAUUGCAUGAAUUCAAUAAUAGAGCCAUCUGAAUCUAAAGAUAAUAAGAAUGGAUCGGAUAAAUCUUGUAAACGUGAUGUCGACUGCUCUUAUAAAUGUCCAAAGGGUGGUUUAUGCGACAUGAACAGAGGUAAAUGUUUUUGCUGGCCGAAAGAUUAACAACCCAUGUAUCUAUAUAUAUAUGUAUCUCUGCUUCACUCCUUCAACGAGUGAAUUGUAGUGCUUUAAUUCAUAUCUUUCUGAUAUGAUUCCAAAUAAAAUUUACAGUCAUUUUCUAUCGUAUUAA
This is a messenger RNA of Mangifera indica (mango), 511 nucleotides long. RefSeq lists its product as uncharacterized. The record is from RefSeq and is a predicted model, not a curated record. Lineage: Eukaryota; Viridiplantae; Streptophyta; Magnoliopsida; Sapindales; Anacardiaceae. Bases 49 to 384 code for a protein of 111 amino acids. The transcript is spliced from 2 exons.